This is a messenger RNA of Rhodamnia argentea, 1450 nucleotides long. RefSeq names its product protein NRT1/ PTR FAMILY 2.3-like. Gene Ontology annotation, cellular component: plasma membrane. Bases 143 to 775 code for a protein of 210 amino acids. NCBI's taxonomy places the organism in Eukaryota, Viridiplantae, Streptophyta, Magnoliopsida, Myrtales, Myrtaceae. The record is from RefSeq and is a predicted model, not a curated record. Gene Ontology annotation, molecular function: transmembrane transporter activity. The transcript is spliced from 3 exons. Gene Ontology annotation, biological process: transmembrane transport.
GGAGUACUUCUUUUAUCCCUAACAACGACCCUGGCUCCAUUGAGGCCUGACCCCAUACGUUGGCAAAUCGAGCUCCUGCGCAACCCCAUCGAAGCUUCAAUUUGGGGUCCUUUACGCGGGUAUAGCCCUAGCGACUCUCGGCAUGUCGGGAACGAGGCUGACCAUGGUGACUUUGGGAGCGAACCAAUUCCAAACCCAGCAAGACCAAUCCACCUUCAUCAACUGGAUCUUGGGCUUCCAGUUUGGGUCUCUCAUCGUUGGGAGCACGGUCAUUGUGUACAUCGAGGACAGCGUGAGCUGGGGCCUAGGGUUUUGGCUAUGUGUCGCCGUGAACGUUAUUGGCCUCGCUAUUUUCUUGCUCGGAAGCCGGUUUUACCGCCAUGGCAAGCCCCGGGGGAGUCCGUUCCUGACCUUAGCUCGCGUCGUCUUUGCUAGUAUCCGGAAGAGGAAGAUCACGGUCACAUCCGACGAUGCCGACAAUUACUACUAUGGACAAGACAGAAACAGUGAGGCAAAGGUUGUGCUCGUACAGCCUCGAAAGAACUUGAGGUUCUUCAACCGCGAAGCCUUGAAAACCGAAGGAGACGCCAAGUCCGAUGGCUCCGAAGCGAAAAGCCGGAGGCUAUGCACGGUUGGCGAAGUGCAAGAUCUGAAAACCCCAAUAAGUGUGCUGCCAUUAUGGUUAACCGCCAUAUUCUUGGCCACUCCAAUGGCUGCCCAAAGCAGCUUGACAAUCCUCCAAGCUCUCGCGACCGACCGCCACUUAGGACCCUGAUCCGAGAUCCCGCCCGGGUCGGUCCUUGCCUUGACCACCGUCGCCGCGGUGCUGUCCAUCGCCAUCACCGAUCGCUUCCUAUGCCCCAUGUGGCAGAAGCGGAUGGGCUCGGCCCCGUCUUUGCUCCAGCGAAUUGGGGUGGGCCACAUUUUGAAUGCGCUAGGAAUGGUUAUAUAUCUGCACUAGUUGAAUCACUCAGGCUCCAAUCAGCCCCACUCCAGUAACCGUCCCAUGCCGGCAUCAAUGUCUGUCUUGUGGCUAUUCCCUCAACUUGUGGUUGUUGGGUUUGGUGAGGCGUUUCAUCUGCCCGGACAUGUCACGUUCUAUUACCAGAAGUUCCCGAAGAAAUUCUUUAACAACGCGACCACUAUGAUCACCACAGCAGAGGGGAUCGCCUACUACCUGAGCACCGUACUGGUCGAUCUGGCCCAUCGGCACACGGGAUGGUUGCCGGAGAAUUUGAAUGACGGGAGGCUGGACCUUGUGUACUAGACUCUGGCUGGGGUUGGGGUGGUGAAUUUUGGCUAUUAUUGUACAAUUGCUAGGUUCUACAGAGAUGGGGAUGGCAGUAACUCCUAGCUAGCGUGAAAUUUGUAAAAACUAAUAAUGUCACUUGCAAUGAACAAGAAUGAGAGAUUGGACCCGACAAGCUAGAAAUUCAGCGUUAUGCUUACC